AUCAGCUUUCAGCUGAGCUCCCCGGGGCUGUCACUCGUAAACGAAGCUGACACCUUCCUCCCAGCCUUCGAGAUGGCUUCCCUUCUUUCCAAACAUCACUCGUUCUCCCAUCUGAAACUCUACAUUGAGCAUCAUCAAGCUUUCCAGCAUACCAUCUAGAACCAUAGCAAUGGCAAUCAUCACUCUCUCGCCCUCACCCCAACCUCCUCCGCCAGUUCAAACCACCCAGGAUAUCAUCGAUGACUUCUGGCAGACCAAUCUAGCUCCAGCAAAGCCGACCACCAGGCCUCCAACGGUCCUCCCCAGCAAUGUCUUCGCACAGCUCGUUGGACAGAGUAUGCCCCAGGGCGAGGUCAAAGGCCAAAGCAUCGCCGUCUCCUACAAACAAGCAGUCCAAGACUGCAUUGCCAAAGUCAAAACCAUCGUCGCCGAAUGCCGCCGAAACAACCAGAAAUACACCGACCCUCACUUCGACCUCGACGAUAUGGAAUACUGCCUGAAAUCCCUCACUGCUACCUCCGACGCGCCGUCUGCCGACGAUACAACUCAAGAAAACACUGUUACCUUCGAUGUGACGCAGAAGGCUACAUCAACCGGCGGGCCUAUUUUCUGGGGAAACGUUCAGUCUGCUUCUGCAGAACAAGACGACCCUCCGAAGCCACACCCGCAUGCGCGAAGAGAGUGGGAGAUAUUUUCGACAAGCCCCAAUUCUUCGUCCAUAAAGAUGCACAUGUGAUGGAUACGCGCCAAGGAGCUGAAGGAGACUGCUGGUUUAUUUCAUCUCUCGGCUGUCUGUGCGUCGACGUCCAGUUUCCCAAGUUGAUCGCUAAGCUCUGCCCUCCUGAGGCACGGGAUGAGAAGGUUGGCGUAUAUGGAUUUGUCUUCUUCAGAGAUGGGGAAUGGAUAUCUGAGAUCAUCGAUGACAAAUUGUAUAUCAGAGCUCCUGAUUAUGACGACUGUGAUGAUGAGAGACGAGCGGUUUGGGAUCGCUCUCACAGCCGAUUGGAUCCAGCUGUCUUGCGGGAAGAAUACAGGAAGACAUUUCAGAGCAAUUCUGAUGCACUCUUUUUUGGAUCUUGCGCUGACCCGAAUGAGACGUGGGUCCCCUUAAUUGAGAAAGCGUUUGCCAAAGCACACGGGGACUUUAACGCCAUUGAUGGUGGAUGGCCAGGGGAGGGAAUCGAAGACCUCACGGGCGGUGUUACCACCGAGAUUGUCUCCGCCGACAUCCUCGACAAAGACCUGCUCUGGAAUGAGGGUUUCCUUAGGGUCAACAAAGAAUUCCUGUUCAAUUCUGGUACUCGACAAUACGGACAUGCCGACCCCAAUGAACUUGGGCGUCAAGGAAUUGAGGACGAUCAUGCAUACUCCCUCCUUCGAGCAGUCGACUACAACGGAAACCGCCUCUGUAUGGUAAAGAACCCGUGGGGCGAAACCGAAUGGAACGGACCCUGGAGCGAUGGAUCCAAAGAAUGGACACCGGAGGCGAUGAAAGCCCUCGAACACAAAUUUGGCAACGAGGGUAUAUUCUGGAUGCCAUACGCCGACUUUCUUCGCCGAUAUGAUCAGAUCUGGCGGACUCGACUCUUUACUGACGACUGGAACAUUGCCCAGCACUGGACUACCAUUCAAGUUCCGUGGGCAGGAGAUUACAAUGAUACGAAAUUUGAGUUCGACUUGCCCAAACCUGCAACGGCUGUGAUUGUACUGUCCCAGCUUGACACUCGCUACUUCAUGGGCUUGACCGGUCAGUAUACCUUCCAGCUCUCAUUCCGUCUCCAUAAAUCUGGUGAAAAGCAACAUAUCAUUCGAGGCUAUUCAAGCGGAGACAGGUCUGCUACAACCGAAGUCGACCUCGAAGCCGGCACCUACGAAGUCCUCUUGCAGAUCUCCGGCCAGCGUUUCGACAGUCUCCCGAAAGUUGAGGAUGUCGUUAAACAGAACUGGCUUGCUCGCCGGGAGAAGUUGAUGUCAAUUGGCCUCUCGUAUGAUAUUGCAAAUGCCAAAGGACAGGGCGUGGAAUCGGAACCGGAACCGGAACCGGAACCAACCGCCAGCGUGAUGACGAUGACAGCCGAUGCUGCGCCAUCGGCACCAUCUGAACCUGCUGUGGCGGUGGAUGCCAGCAAUGUCGACGCAACUGGUGCUGCUGGGACAACCGUGGGUGCUGCUUUCACAGUUGAUACAGAGCCGGAUCCAGCGUCGGAUGAGGCUCCAUGGGAUGCCGUCUGCGUUGUUGGACUGAAGGUCUUUACGCCUGGUAUGGCAGCUGCGAUUAGAGUUGUCAAGCCAACUGCUGCGGCACCUGCUGUGGGGAAAGCUAAUCUGGAUGUUGAUGAUCCUGAGAAGGACGCCACUGAGAAAGUAGCCAAGUAGGCAAUAUAGAGCGGCGUGUGCUGAGUGUUGGCAUGUGAUCCUCGAACUAGCAUUCUGGAAUUAAUUCUUGGAGUUCUCAAUGACAUUGUACCAGUAUCUAUCUAUCAAAUUCAUGCUAUGCAAUCAGCCAAUACUUUUAGCGCAUUCUAUUUUAUUUGGUUGCGCUCGAAAUUAGCAAACUGAUGAUUUCCCUUGAAACAGAUCUUAAACGCCAACGCAUUUGAUUUUGACAUAUUUGCUCAUGAUUCAAAUGUAGAAAUUUCGUUUUCUCUUUACGCG
Molecule: messenger RNA, 2655 nt
Organism: Hyaloscypha bicolor E
Lineage: Eukaryota; Fungi; Ascomycota; Leotiomycetes; Helotiales; Hyaloscyphaceae
Product: cysteine proteinase
Exons: 3
Coding region: 433-2376 (647 amino acids)
Biological process (GO): proteolysis
Cellular component (GO): cytoplasm
Molecular function (GO): calcium-dependent cysteine-type endopeptidase activity
Source: RefSeq, a predicted model, not a curated record